Linum tenue is the source of this 334-nucleotide messenger RNA. NCBI's taxonomy places the organism in Eukaryota, Viridiplantae, Streptophyta, Magnoliopsida, Malpighiales, Linaceae. The record is from the annotation of a GenBank genome assembly.
AUGUACGGAGCUCAUCCCAAAACUCCGGCACCGGCCCGGUCACUGCCAUGAGAACCUCCCCACCCGGACGCCUGGAUAGGCCGUCGGCCACCACAUUGGUGGGUCCUGGUCUGUAAUGAAUCUCGUAGUCAUACCCCAGUAGCUUCGCAAUCCACUUAUGCUGGUCCGGCGUCGACACCCUCUGCUCUAGGAGAUGCUUCAGACUCUGAUGAUCUGUAUAGAUGUGAAACUUCUGGCCCAGCAAAUAUGGUCUCCACAUCUGUACUGCUGUGAUAAUAGCCUGCAUCUCCUUCUGAUAUGUCGACCAGGCCUCCUUCGAAGGAGGUAGUGUCUU